UGACCAGAAAGCAGAAGAAGACGCAGCAGCCAGGAAGCCGUCUGUCUUCCUGUCUGACAGUCGCGUCAAAGGAAAAGAAAAAGAGGAAAUAAAAAAAAAAAAAAGCCGAAUUGCAGCUUAAACCUUGUCCCUUUUGAUUCAGAGCAGUAGAUUUAAAUAGCCUGAGACAUGUCGAAAAACACCGUGUCCGCCCGAUUCCGGCGAGUGGACGUGGACGAGUACGACGAGAACAAAUUUGUGGAUGAAGAGGACGGAGGGGAAAAUCAGCUGGGUCCUGACGAGGCAGAGGUGGACUCUCUCAUCAGACAAGGGAAUCUCACAGAGGCGUUACACGCAGUCCUGAAGAACCCACCGAUCAACACAAAAAACCAGAACGUCAAGGAUCGAGCCGAGGGCCUGGUGCUGAAGGUGCUCAGUGCCUUUAAGAGCAGUGACAUCGAGAAAGCGGUGCAGUCGCUCGACAAGAACGGCGUGGACCUGCUGAUGAAAUACAUCUACAAAGGCUUUGAGAAGCCAUCAGAGAACAGCAGUGCGGUCCUGCUGCAGUGGCACGAAAAGGCUCUGGCAGCCGGAGGAGUGGGCAGCAUCGUCCGGGUUCUAACUGCGAGGAAAACGGUUUAACAGCAGAGUUAAGAGGCCCGUCACAUCUCUGACGCGCUGCACCGCUCAUGUACCAGAAGGCAUCGGAGCUAAAAGGAAAAUCAGAUUUUGGUUGUUUUUACCCACUGCUGAUUUACCUGACAUGCAGGUCAGAGUGGGUGAACAGUUGAUUUUCUUUUUUUCCUUCCAUUUCAAACAUCACAGCUUAACUACAGUCCUCACAGGGUGCUAAACUCCCUCCUACCACAUCCAUGUGCUAACCCCUUUCCACCAGUGAUGCCCAACUCUGAGAUUGUUAUUAAAAAGUGUAAAAUAAUAAGAUGGGCUACCUCUGCUGUUAACAGAGUUAUUUUGGUCUGCACCGACUCCACGUUAAUUAUCACGUCGCUUUCCUUGUUCGUUUUUGUUCUCCAUUAUGUUAUUUUAGCAUCAAAGACUCUGAGCGAAUAAAAGCAGCAAAUCCUCUGAGAGUGACACCAGAGCCGCGGGCAUCAACAGAACAGAACAGCACAGUUACAGAUGGCGGGUGAUAAUUUGAGCCACGGGGGUCGGCUUUGGAUUAUUACCCACGAUGCAUCUCAGUUUGUCGUUUCUUCAUAUACAUACCCUCCCCUCUGCUACUUAACAGGACGUCAUGUGGCUUUAUGGUCCUCUUAUAGUAGCCACGUUUUCCUUAUGUGGCAAUGAGAAAUUAUGUGAUCAUAUUUUCACAUUAAUUUAAUCUCUGCUUUACAAUGUAAUUCUCGGUUUAAUCCCCACUCAGUUGAAAUUAAAAAAACUGUGCUCUGACCUUUUUGAUAUUAAUGCUUUUCUGUUGAAUCACAGGUUUUUGUUUUGCUAUGUGUGUAGUUACGGGGAUUUAUGUGGGUGAAAUGUAUUUAUGAUGUUUGCAUGAUCCCGUUUUUGAAUUUAAUUUUUUUUUUUCCUACUUAUUUUGUUUUGCAACAAAUAAUAUUUUGUAUUACGUAUCAAGUUAAUUUCAUGCUGUAAGUUUUCUAAAACAUCCUAAACUGGCUGUAGUUCUUUAACAACCUCAUAAACGAACAGCAAGACUAAUUAAAGGACAUUUUCUAACAUAAUGUUUUGUCUGCCUUAUGGUUUAUAUGAGUUGCCAAAUUCUUUAUUUUUUGUUUUCAUUUGAAUUAAGUAGCCCGAUUAAGUGAUUUUUUAUUUUUUUUUAUUAUUAUUAUUAUUAUUAUCGGAGCUUGUGUAUAAGAUAGGUCUGCUGUGGUUCAAAAUGUUGCAGUUUUGAAAAGAAACAAUGCCAGCUUUGCUCCUCAGUGAUGAGAAAUAUUCAACCAUUAUAGUUUUAACUCUGCUUAUGUCAAGUACAGUUUACACGUUUUACUAAUUAUGAUGCAUCCAGACAUUAGAUACAGUUUCUAAAGCAGUAAUAAGAUGUAACGUGAGGCCAGAGAUGUCUUCUGAUUCGUGUAGUUCUGGUCUGUGAUGCUCUUCAAGACUGGAGGUGAGAGAACGAGGGAGCGGAGCAAACUGAUGCGUUAACUGCCUUACUCAAAUGUUUCUUUUUUAUGUUUGAGUUUUUUUCUUGUUUUUUGAACAAAAAUAAAAGGUAUGACUGCUGA
Fundulus heteroclitus (mummichog) is the source of this 2186-nucleotide messenger RNA. It is a transcript of the gene arpc5b, whose product is annotated as actin related protein 2/3 complex, subunit 5B. Bases 169 to 621 code for a protein of 150 amino acids. The transcript is spliced from 4 exons. The record is from RefSeq and is a predicted model, not a curated record. Gene Ontology annotation, cellular component: actin cytoskeleton; Arp2/3 protein complex; cytoplasm. Gene Ontology annotation, biological process: Arp2/3 complex-mediated actin nucleation; cell migration; regulation of actin filament polymerization. NCBI's taxonomy places the organism in Eukaryota, Metazoa, Chordata, Actinopteri, Cyprinodontiformes, Fundulidae. Gene Ontology annotation, molecular function: actin filament binding.